AUGUCUCUUGCCAAAGCGGAGCUUGUUGCCGAGACAUUACUCUCGCCCAUCGGCCUCGAGCUAAUUUCUUGUAGGGUCCUCCAGACCCUCUGGGCAGGCUAUGGCCAUAUAUGCGCAAUCACAGCGAAGGCUUCGGGAAACCAUACACCUCUUCACUCGAACAUUCAUUCUUGCAAACUAGAAGAGGAUGCGAACGGUCACCUCCACCUCAUUCUCAAACUCAUAUCGCCCCCAAAGAGCGAUGGCGAUGAAGGCCACCUGCGUAAAUUGCUCAGCUACGAAGUUGAGCAAUAUUUCUACCAAGAAAUCACUCCAUCGUUAGACCAGGAUGUUGCCGUUGCGAGUUGCCUAGCUUCCACGGGGCACCUGCAACAAGACAAGAGCAAGGUACUCCAGGGCUUGACUGCCACCAUUAUGGAGGAUCUCCGUCCAAAGUUCCCUGUUGCAGGGGAAAAGAGAGCGCUUCUCAACCACCAACAGGUCUACGCCGCCAUCGACUGGCUGGCAAAGUUCCAUGCCAACACCUGGAGACUGCUUCCAGAUGACCUCGAUACAUAUCUCCUGCCGCCGCUGAAGGAGAUGCAGAGAAGGAGAGCUGACCCAGCUGCAGGCGGUGAUAAACUCUGGUUAAAUGGUGGCUACACCUACCUCGCGACUCGGCAGAAGGAACUGGCCUCGUUAGUAGAAGAUCCAGACUCUGAGUGGUCUGCUGCGCUCUGCGAGCCGCUGCAAGGCUCGGCGUUGUCGAUUGCUGAUCAGGUGGCUGAUUUUCUCACCCCAUGCGGCCGGCCCUAUGAAAGUUAUAUCCACGGUGAUGUCAAAUCUGAGAACCUCUUUACUACAAGCUCAGGGGAUGAAGUAGCCUUUUUUGACUUUCAAUACGUUGGAUUGGGCUUGGGGGUUUGCGACCUUGCCAAGCUGUUUACGUGCUCCGUACCGUUGGACAUGCUCACCGACGACUACGAUGUCCCUGAAGCGCUCGCCAUGGAUGAUGGUGAAAGGGCCUUGCUGGAGCGCUACCGGGAAACUCUACUGGCCCGUCGCCCAUCGAGAAUGAAAGAAUUCGAUUAUCCCAUGACCCUUCUGAUCCGCCACUGGGAGACUGCGCUUGUGGAUUGGUGUCGUUUCCAAGCAUCCUGGGGUUUCUGGGGCAAUACAGAAUGGCUCGAGGCCAGGGUUCGAUCGAUACUGAUGGAUCAAGCUUGGCGAAUGUGGCUACAAAACCAAAGUGGCUAG
Messenger RNA from Aspergillus bombycis, 1236 nucleotides. RefSeq lists its product as uncharacterized. The transcript has a single exon. The record is from RefSeq and is a predicted model, not a curated record. NCBI's taxonomy places the organism in Eukaryota, Fungi, Ascomycota, Eurotiomycetes, Eurotiales, Aspergillaceae. The coding region runs from base 1 to 1236 and encodes 411 amino acids.